Messenger RNA from Pungitius pungitius (ninespine stickleback), 932 nucleotides. RefSeq names its product polysaccharide biosynthesis domain containing 1 (gene pbdc1). The coding region runs from base 89 to 586 and encodes 165 amino acids. The transcript is spliced from 6 exons. NCBI's taxonomy places the organism in Eukaryota, Metazoa, Chordata, Actinopteri, Perciformes, Gasterosteidae. Gene Ontology annotation, cellular component: cytoplasm. The record is from RefSeq and is a predicted model, not a curated record.
UAUCAUCUCUGUUGCUGGUGGGUGACAAACGCGAAGCCACUGCGCAUGCGCACAUCUUCACCUCAUAGACGAUCUUUGGUGAAGCAAAAUGGCGUCUGAAGACGUGCUGGCUUCUCUGGGGGUGGAGGGAGCCUCAGCAGCCGCGCAUGCGCUGUCUCUCCCUGCGGACGCAUACGGAAAUGACCCGCGGCUGGAGGUCAUGUGGGCGAUGAAGGCCUACAACCACGCAGAGGUCUACUUCAAUCUCAUCUCCUCGGUGGAUCCAAAGUUCCUGAAGCUGACGAAGCUGGACGAUGAGAUCUACUCCAGCUUCAGGGAGACCUUCAGAGACCUGGACCUGAAGCUGCUGAGGACCGAGGACCUCAAAUCGGACCGGGCCAAAGAGACCUGGAGGACCUUCUGUAAUCAGUUUGAAGGACUCAUCGAGGACUUUAACUACGGAACUCUGCUUCGUCUGGACUGUGAGAAAGAUUACACCGAGGAAAACACCAUAUUUGCCACAAGGACUCAGUUCUUUGCUGUUGAAAUCGCUCGAAACAGAGAAGGCUUCAACAGCAGCGUGUUCCUGUCCAAAGGCUCCCAGUAACAGGGACCCUCCCCUCCAGUACCCCCCCCCCCCUCCAUCUUCAUUGUAUUUACUGUAAAGUUGUAUUGUUUAUUUUUUUUAACAAUGAAGUUGCCUGUAACCAUGGAAACACAAAAUAAAAUCUGAAUCUUGUUUAGGAAAAGUAACGUUACAUCAGAUGUCAUUUAUAAUUAGUAAAUAAUUUGAUUACUGUACUACGCUGAAGUAUUUUUACAAUAAUACUUCUAUUAGUGUUUAUUGCACAUUUUACAAGUAAUCAAUUACUUUAGAAGUUAUUAGUAAUUUAAGUUCAUCCAGCUCUUAUUUUGAAAAUGAACUGGAUUAAAUAACACUUCAUGGACCCCUU